This is a messenger RNA of Colletotrichum aenigma, 2220 nucleotides long. Its product is annotated as putative transcriptional regulatory protein. Lineage: Eukaryota; Fungi; Ascomycota; Sordariomycetes; Glomerellales; Glomerellaceae. Gene Ontology annotation, biological process: DNA-templated transcription. The transcript is spliced from 3 exons. The record is from RefSeq and is a predicted model, not a curated record. Gene Ontology annotation, molecular function: zinc ion binding; DNA binding. Bases 1 to 2220 code for a protein of 739 amino acids.
AUGGACGCUGUCGAGUCGCCCAAUGCCACCUCCGAGUCUGGGACCCUAAGCCCGGCGCACUUCAACCACUCACGCAAGCGCAAGCACUCGGGCUCGACCGACCGUCCCACACGCGAGUAUGGGUUGAUGCGCGACACGGGCAAGCAUGACACCGCCCGCUUCGUCGGCAGCGGCAGCGGCAUUCACUUCAUCCGGGGCGUCUACGUCCGCCUCGCCCGCAAGUCCGCCCUCCGCACCUCCUCGUCCUCCCAGGCCAACAACAUCAACGACCUCGUCCCUGGCGAGGACGACCAGCUGCAGCGCGAGAGUUCUUCUCGUGAUGGCGACGACCUGAGCCUGUGGCGGCCGCACGAGCUGGCUCCCGAGGGUGAGGGUGAUGAUGCUAACCCUUCGUUUGAGCAGCUCGUCGAGUGGUCCAAGAGCUAUUUUGAAGCAUGGCAUCCGACGCUGCCUUUUCUCAGUGCGCCUGAUGUGCUGGGCCUCUUUGAAGAGGUGAGCGCGAAUGGUAUCGCUGCUCUAGGUCACCUCGAGAGGUCGAUUGUCAAGUCGAUAUUGUCCAUCUCGUUGGCUGAUAGCAGGCAAAGAGUUCCCUUUGCUCGGCCUGUGCCAAGCUCACUUGUCUUUCGAACAGUCGAAGAGGCAAUGUCUGCAUCGCAGUUUGCCCUCUACCAGCCAGCAUCAAUACAGGCCACCCAAGCAGCGCUCGCCAUACAACUCUUUCUCGCAUCGAUGCUGCGGCUCAACUCAGCUUCUCGACUAGGCGGGCUGAUUGUCCGCAUGGCCUUCCACCUCGGCCUCCACCGCUGUCCCUCACGAUACCCCUUCUUCACCAAGGAGGAAGCCCAUAUGCGUCGAAGGGUGUUUUGGUGCAUCUACUGCAACGAAAGAUUUCUCUGCCAGGCAUUAGGGCUGCCCCUGGACAUCAGAGACGACGAUGUCGACGUAUGCUACCCCGGAGAGGAAAGACACGGAACACCACUCGACGGCGAAGACAACCGCCUGCAGCUCCUCACCUACCUCGUCAAGCACGCCAGAAUACGGGGUCUCAUUCUCGAGCUGCGGAACAAGUCCAUACACACCCGCGGAGCUUGCAAAUGGUCCAACGAGAUCCACGACGCGGUCGAGGACGAGCCGCACCCGGGCGAGGCCUCUGACGAGAACACGCCGCAGCCCCCGAUAUCAUCGAGCCAUCGCGUGUUCUUGCUCCUUCUGAAAUACGAGUCCAUGAUCUCGCUCAACAGGCCGAUGAUGACGUCGGACCCAUCGAGCCCGGCGUACUCUGCGGGACUGCAGAAUUGCAUCUUUGCGGCAAAGUCAAUUUUCAUUGCGCUGAAGCGGUAUCUGACGCAGCACAAGAUGUCAGAUGAUCCGACGAGCGCGUGUCUCUCUGAGCCGAUGUUGCAGCCUUCGUUUACGUGGGCCGUCUGGAUCAGCGCGUUCAUCCUUAUUUAUGCGGCGUUUGAGAGGCAACUGCCGCUGUCAAGCGCGUUGAAACACGUCGAAUCAGGAAAAGACAUCCUCCGCCACAUCGCCUCCCGCGACACCUCCUGGCCAGAAUACUGCCUCUCCGCCAUCGACGAGCUCACAGCAGCCGUCCGCGAACUCUCCGCAUCCCACAACCCGCUGCGCAGACAAACCAGCGGCCAACCACACCAUCCCCCAAAUCACCAGCCGAGAUCCAGCGAACCCACGCACGCGACCCGUCCGGGGAGCAGCCCCAGCCGCUCACGACACCCGCGCUCCCAGUCCGUCUCCGGCCAACCGGGCACCUCGAACCUGCGCACGCGCUUCUCCCCGUCGGUGGCAGCAUCCUCCGGCCGCCCCGACGACACCAUCCCCGCUGCCGCGGACACCAUGUCCUGGACGCAGACGCAGAGCGACGGGCUGGAGGACGCGAGCGGCAGGUGGCCCACGCAAGCAUCCCCGGCGUCUGGCCCGCCUCUCGCGGCGUGGUCCGCGAGUCCGGGCGCGCAGUCGUUCCAAGCUACCGCACCGCAGGACUCGCCCAACUUUGACAGCCAGCCGUUCUCGCUGGCGCUGGCGGCGACGUCGUUCCCGGCCGUGAAUAAUGCCGAGACGGGGGCGCCGGGGGAGGGGCAGGAGUCGAUGGUGUGGUAUGACCAGUUGUUUGCGAAUUCGUUUGGGGCGAUUGAUUAUCCGUUUUUGGCGGCGGCGCAGUUCGAUCCGUCGGUGGACCCUACAUGGUCGUAUUUGCGAUGA